AAAAAACAAAACAAAACAAAAAAUGAAAAACAAGAUAUCAAAGAAUCACCAAAUCAAUCAAUCAAAGUCCGAUGUACAGUGCAAGAAGCACCUGAAACACAGGCAAUCACCGGGUGUUUGCUCGGUUUGUUUGUCAGAGAGACUCUCUCAGUUAUCUUCACCAAGUUCACGUACUAACACCACCACCAUGGCUUCUUCCUGUUCUUCUUUAUCUUCUUCCCAUCACUCUUCUGAGUCAUCUCCGGUACAUAGUGUAUACAGUUUGGCUUUAGAGGCAAAAAAGUCCAUCACCAUGUCUUUCUUGAGGAGUGCCAAAAAUGUGCUUACAAAAAGUAAAUCCAUGGCUUCUGUUGCUCGAGCUCAAAGAGGAGAGGUUAGAGAUGGGAAGAAGAAAAGUGGGUUUUGGUCGAAGUUGCUUCGUUCCAGAAGCAAGAAGAUCAAUGAGGGUGUGGUACACUCGAGGACAACAAUGGUCCAUCAGUGGAGAUUUCAUCGGUGAUGAAACUUAAGGAGAGGUUUUAACCCAAUGUUCAUAAGUUGGAAGUGACAGGCCAGGGCUUGAAGUGGACACAGGGUACUUUGUAAAGGGUAUGGCUUCUGUCCAGUCUGGGAUCAGACUGGAGUGUGCUGUUGGGCCGAUGGAGGCCCACCAUGGAUUCUAUUUUGAUAAUCUGAACCGUUCAAUAUGUAGAUCUCGUCGAGUACUAUAUGUUGUAAAAAAUCACAUUGAUCGGAUAUCGAUAGCUAUAUGAUCAAAUCAGUUUCGUAUUAAAAAAAUUGA
This is a messenger RNA of Camellia sinensis, 781 nucleotides long. The record is from RefSeq and is a predicted model, not a curated record. NCBI's taxonomy places the organism in Eukaryota, Viridiplantae, Streptophyta, Magnoliopsida, Ericales, Theaceae.